Musca domestica (house fly) is the source of this 3236-nucleotide messenger RNA. Its product is annotated as protein Wnt-2-like. Gene Ontology annotation, molecular function: cytokine activity; frizzled binding. Gene Ontology annotation, cellular component: extracellular region. The record is from RefSeq and is a predicted model, not a curated record. NCBI's taxonomy places the organism in Eukaryota, Metazoa, Arthropoda, Insecta, Diptera, Muscidae. Bases 2113 to 3186 code for a protein of 357 amino acids. Gene Ontology annotation, biological process: neuron differentiation; canonical Wnt signaling pathway; multicellular organism development. The transcript has 6 exons.
CAAACGUUUAAGUUGUGUUUUGAAUGAACCGCAAAGAGGCUUUGUCGUUGCGUUUUUUGGUGGGAAAACUCGUACGUUUUACGGAAAAUUCAAAUGGAAAUAUUUGUUAAUCGUUCGUGAGUUUUGUUUUUCUUUUUUGUUUUGUUUUGGUCUCAAAAAGCUAAGACCGGUUGAAAGAAGAUGAAAAUAGAUAUCUUGCCAGUGCGGUGUGUUAGUACGUAACACAGUUAAGAUCUUAGAUUAAAUCUAAUUUCUAUUUCGUUUUGGUUCGGUUCGGUGGAUCUGUCAUAUUUCCAAUUUAUCAUCAACUUUAUGGCCUAAAUAUUAGUUGUUGGCUUUGUUUAUGUACGAGUGCGUGUGUGUAUGUGGUUUCCAUAUGCUAAUCAAAAAAUUAUUGACCACAAAGAAAAAUAAAUAAAUUAAAAAUUGAAAUUGUUGAUGGUGUUUUUGAUUCAUAGUUUGGUUAUGUAAAACAAGGGAAAUGUGGAAAAAUUAAUAAAAACAAAAAAAAAAAUAAUAAUAAUAAUAAAUAAUCUUAAAAGUUUAUAACAACUUCAAACAGAUUUUUAGAAAAUUCCAUCCAUCAUCACCUGGUCAAAAUAAAACUAACCAACGCAAUAAAAUCUCCAUCAUUUUUUUUCCUUUAAUGGAAAACCGGCAAUCAUUGAUCUUACCAUCAGCUUUUGAGUAGAUGUUGGCAAUUUUUCCCGUCGCCUGAGAAGUUUUCGUCAAUAUACAUAUGUGUGUGCGUGCGUGCAAGUGUGUGUCCAUUUGUGAAAACAUUUCAUCAUUUUAACACGGACCAAGUCAAAGAGAGGCUCAUUUAAAUAACAAGCAAAAACUGUUAAACGAACAUAUUGAUAAUAACAACAACAAAACGAUAAAGAAUUUAAAAAAAGAAAAGGCAACAACGACUUUAGAACCGCAUACGCAGCAUCUUUGCUCAAAGCAAAAGUAACCAAAACCAACGCCAAUAUGAAUAAUGAUGAUGGUCUGGCACCACCAACCAACCAGCCACCCGACAUGAAUGAAAAACGUACGCAUGCCUAACUCCAAAACUUAACUGAACAAAAAAAAAAAAAAAAAAAAAAAAAACAGAAAACAACAAAAACGCCAACAGAAUAUGAUGAAGGAUACCAUAGGGACGGACGGGCAUUCGUGCAACACUCACUUUUGAUUUUGCCCACAAUCAACAAUGCCUUCAUCCCUCUUCGCGAGGCAAUAGUGCGUUCGGCAACAGUUGUUCUUCCAACUCCAACUGAUGCUGCUAAUGAUGCCUAAGACACAACGCAACGCCAACAACAAUACCUAUGUUGUUGAUGCCGCUGCUUCUGCUACUUCUGAUGAUGAUUUAUGCAAAUUUCCUACGGAUUCUGAACUUAAAAUGAAAGGUGCUUUUAGAAGCUGUCGUCAAGUGUUUUGUAUAUUGUUUGCCGGCAUGAUCUUGAAUGUCUUAUAAUUUCCAUAACAACUUAAUUCUUCUCUGCAUAAACUAAACAAGAAGGUGCAGUUGCUUGAAAAACGAAGUUCUCCAUCAACACAAAUGCGUCUAUGUAAAAAAUUAAUAAAAAUCAGAAAAAUAAAAAAAAAUCUUCCAUAAAUAAAUAAAAAAAGUGAAUAAAAAGGAAUUACAAAAAUCCAAAACAAAUCGAAAGUGUCAAAUAAUUUGUGUUGUGAUAAGCGUCCACGAUUUGUGUUUAUAAAAUAAUUCGAAAUUUGAUCUCCUUUAAGAAUAAAGUUCAAAUCACAAUUUUAGCCAAAACCAGUGAAACGAAAAAAGAGUACACAACCAACAAUAAAUAUUUAUUUAUAAUUUAUAAUCAAUGUUGUUUACAUUCCCCUUAAAAAGUAAUAACAAAAGAAAAACCAAAAACCCCAACAAAAUUCUUUUCUAUAAUUAUUUCGUUGGAAAUAAAAGCAUAAUAUGAGAUUUCGUUCAAUUCUUGCAAUACCGAUUUAUCCAUCAUCCAUAUCAUCACCAUUAUUGAUUGUGACGACUACGACGACGAAAACCACUACAACAACAACAAAUCCAGCCUCAGCAUCAACGUCAAGUUCAAAACUAUAUUCAACAGCGACCGAACAGCAUUGUUCGAGCAGAGUAAACAAGAAAUGUGGCAUAAACGUAAUAAACUCUUGAUAUUUUUACUUUGGAUAAUGAAAAUAAGAUUAGUAUCCAGUUUUACAUCAUCACUUUUGUGUGCCCGCAUACCUGGCCUAACGCCCCAGCAGCGACAGCUAUGCUCUGAGUCACCGGAUGCAUUUAUUGCCCUGGGUGAGGGCCAUCAAUUGGGCGCCCAUGAGUGCCAGUAUCAAUUUCGGGGGCAUCGCUGGAAUUGUUCGGAAGUGUGGAAGAAGGAUGUCUUCGGGCAUGUUAUGUUUGUUGGAUCUCGUGAGGCUGCCUUCACAUAUGCCAUAGCAAGUGCCGGGGCUGCUCAUGCUGUGACGGCGGCAUGUGCGCGUGGCAAUAUCACACUAUGUGGCUGUGAUGUGCAACAUAAGCCCACAUCAACGCGGCGGGGUAUACAGGCGGAGUUUGAGAGUGGCCUCAGUGGAGGUGGUCAACAGCCAUGGAAAUGGGGUGGCUGUUCGGCGGAUAUCGAAUUUGGCAUGAAAUUUGCCCGCAAAUUCUUAGAUGCCCGGGAAAUUGAGGGUGAUGCUCGGAGUCUCAUGAAUUUGCACAAUAAUCGAGCAGGAAGGAGGCUGGUGAAAAAUCUCCUAAAAACAGAUUGCAAAUGUCACGGAGUCAGUGGCUCCUGUGUCAUGAAGACCUGUUGGAAGAGUUUACCCUCGUUUCGGGUGGUGGGCGAUGUUCUGAUGAAGAAAUACAAUAAAGCCAAAAUUGUUCAAGCCGCCAAAGGCAAAAAUGGACUGAAACUAGUUUUAAGCAAAAAAAAUCGUGCCGGCAAGGUGAAGAACUAUCCCAAACGCAUGGAUUUGGUCUAUCUGCAAACAUCGCCCAAUUACUGUGAACGCAAUUUACAGGAGGGCGUUCUGGGCACCCAGGGUCGUGUCUGCAAUCGCACCUUGCAUGGCUUUCAAAGCUGUGAUUUGCUCUGCUGUGAGCGUGGCUAUAAUACCCAACAAAUCCGACGCACCACCCAGUGUCGCUGUCAGUUUAAAUGGUGCUGUCAGGUGCAAUGUGAUGUCUGCGAAGAGAACUAUGAAGAGUUUACCUGUAAAUAAUAUUUAAACAAAACGAAGAACAGACAACAAAAAAGCGAAACAAAACAAAA